This is a messenger RNA of Didymodactylos carnosus, 497 nucleotides long. The record is from the annotation of a GenBank genome assembly. NCBI's taxonomy places the organism in Eukaryota, Metazoa, Rotifera, Eurotatoria, Philodinida, Philodinidae.
UUUCUAAAUGUGUUUCCACUCCUAGAAAUUCGUUUCGGUCUUUUAAACUAAGCUAGUUUUGAAAACGUACGGCUAUGUCUCCAUGUUGGUAUAUUAUUUAGGAACUACUACUUGAAGAUUGGAAGAGCAUUUUAGUGAAGCAGCAACAGAAAUCACCUACAAUUUUGUGUCGAAAUUGUGGUCAUUUCCUGGGACCAUUAGCAUCGUUAAGAAAGUAUAACAUAUUUUAUACAAUUAUUGAUCCUGAAUUUAUGAAUCGAAUUUUAUUGGACACAGAAAAUGAUAAAGAAACAACAGCCAAAGCUUUUUGUGGUAACUGUAAGAAACAAAUUGGUGGUACACAAAAGUUACCUGCUAAAGCGAAGAUAAAUGAAAUUUAUUCAUUACAACGUGAAAAAAUUAAAAUAAAAGAAAUUGAUGAAAAUGGUGCUGAUAAAUAUUCGAACAUAAAAACAUGGACUGCUCUACCUUUUCCCAUACCUGAUUUGGAUGUGUAA